CAUUGGUAUAAUAGGCUCCUUCUCUUCCACCGCUCCCUAUCUAUCUAUUUCUCUCUCUUCUCUCCAAAUCAUUCUUCGAAGUUGAAAUCUUUCUCAUAUUCUUGGUGGGUAUAGUUUAUCUUCUCCCCGAAGGUAAACUGCAUGUUCGUGAUUGUUACAGUCGUCAAACUUGCGAGCUGCAGUCAUGAGUGGCGACAUUCCUGGGGCUGUUGAACGCCCAUUCAGGCCAAGUCUUGAGAAAAUUGACACAGAUAUACUGGAGGAUGAGAGGAAAAAGAAGCAUGGGUCUUUUAAGAAGGCAGCUAUCAGCGCCUCUUCCAAAUUCAGGCACUCUUUAACCAAAAAGGGACGGCGUAACAGCAGAGUUAUGUCCGUUGUCUUUGAGGACGAGCGUGAUGCUGAGGAGUUGCAAGCUGUGGACGCUUUGCGUCAGGCGCUUAUCUUGGAAGAACUGCUCCCUGCUAAACAUGAUGACUAUCAUAUGCUGCUGAGGUUUUUGAAGGCUAGGAAAUUUGAUAUUGAGAAAACAAAGCAAAUGUGGGCUGACAUGAUUCAGUGGAGGAAAGACUUUGGUUCAGACAACAUCAUGGAGGAGUUUGACUUCAAGGAGAGAGAUGAGGUUGUAAAAUACUAUCCACAAGGGCAUCACGGUGUUGACAAAGAUGGGAGGCCGGUUUACAUUGAGAAGCUCGGUCAAGUUGAUUCAACCAAGCUCCUGCAGGUCACGACCUUGGAUCGCUACCUCAAAUACCAUGUUCAGGAGUUCGAGAGGACCUUCGUUGACAAGUUCCCGGCCUGCUCAAUCGCAGCCAAAAAGCACAUCGAUCAGAGCACAACCAUUUUGGAUGUUCAAGGAGUGGGACUGAAAAGUUUCAAUAAGGCUGCUCGGGAACUCAUUCAAAGCCUUCAAAGCGUUGAUGGUAAUAACUACCCUGAGACCUUGUGCCGCAUGUACAUAAUCAACGCAGGAUCUGGAUUCAGGCUCUUGUGGAAUACCGUUAAAUCAUUCCUUGAUCCAAAGACCACGUCCAAGAUCCAUGUUUUGGGUAACAAAUACCAGAGCAAGCUUCUUGAGAUCAUUGAUGCAAGUGAGCUACCGGAGUUCUUGGGCGGUAAAUGCACCUGUGUAGAUAAGGGUGGUUGCAUGGUUUCUGAUAAGGGCCCUUGGAAUGACCCCGACAUAAUCAAGAUGGUCCGAAACAAUGAGCAUAAAUGGGCAAACAAAAUUGUCCUUUCACCUGUCAAUGAAUCCCCGAGAGCUGAUGAUGAUGAUAUUGCAAAUUCAAAAGUCUCUCUUGCACAUGAAGAAGUGACCAAGCGACCACCAAGUGCGUAUGAGACUGCUAAAGACGAACCCAUGAUUGACAAGCCCGUUACAACUAUUGUGCAAACAAAAGAGAAACAAGUCAACUUCGCUCGUCCUAAAGCUUCAUCCACAGAUUGUUUCCCUGGAAAACUUGAUUCUAAGCCUUCUGAUAGAAUUAGCAACCAUCUCUUGAAUGGAGUAAUGACUAUCGUGAUGGGAGUCGUGACUAUGGUUCGUAUGACACGAACCAUGCCAAGGAGACUCACAGAUGCCACCCUCUACUCUUCCUCCAUGUACAGUGACAGUCACACCAACAACUCGCCUGGGCAAGCCGUCUCAAAUGAGGAUUACUUCAUCAUGAUGAAACGCAUGAACGAGCUAGAGGAAAAAGUGAUCAUCCUAAGCAAAAGGCCAACUAUGCCGCCUGAAAAGGAGGAGAUGCUGAACAAUGCCUUGCAACGUAUCAACAUGCUGGAGCAAGAGCUAUCUAACACUAAAAAGACUUUGGAGGAUACUCUGGUUCAACAACAGGAACUCGUUGCCUUCAUGGAAAAGAAGAAGAAGAAAAAGAAGAGAUUCUUCGCUUUCUAAAGUGCAGAAUUUCAAUAUGCUUUGAUUAUUUUCAGAGAUGGUGAUGUGCUGCAUCAAACACCAUUUCCCAUCAUUCAUAAAAGUUUGUGUUUUUCAGAACCUGUUGAAAUCUUAUGUAAAUUGUAAAUAGCCUUCUUUGCUGUUUGUGUUGGAAUUCUACAAAACCGUUUGUAGGCCGAGAAUUUCAUUGAUGACCCGAGCAUUCUCCGCUCUUGCUUACAGCACGAUGGGGGGCCACAAGGAAAUUGAAAAUUUCCAAGAUCUCAUGCAUCCUACCAAGAAUAUAUAUUGAAAGAUUUUCAUCUUCAAAUUUUAUAUAUUUGCUACAUUUAUUUUUUUAAUAUUGUUAUGAAAGUCCUCCGGACAUUACUUGCUA
This is a messenger RNA of Salvia hispanica, 2273 nucleotides long. Its product is annotated as phosphatidylinositol/phosphatidylcholine transfer protein SFH3-like. The record is from RefSeq and is a predicted model, not a curated record. NCBI's taxonomy places the organism in Eukaryota, Viridiplantae, Streptophyta, Magnoliopsida, Lamiales, Lamiaceae.